This is a messenger RNA of Plasmodium coatneyi, 4053 nucleotides long. RefSeq lists its product as uncharacterized. Gene Ontology annotation, molecular function: tubulin binding. The coding region runs from base 1 to 4053 and encodes 1350 amino acids. Gene Ontology annotation, biological process: centriole elongation; cilium assembly. Lineage: Eukaryota; Apicomplexa; Aconoidasida; Haemosporida; Plasmodiidae. Gene Ontology annotation, cellular component: centriole; nucleus; centrosome. The record is from RefSeq and is a predicted model, not a curated record. The transcript is spliced from 5 exons.
AUGAAAAAACGCAAUGAAGAGUUUGACGACUAUUACGAUGUGUAUGAGGAGAACUGGACAAACGACACAUUCGAGGAACUAGAAUUUACGCAGAGCCUGGAAAAAAAUAUAAAAAAAAAAUUAAGCAAAGAAGAGUCAAAGCAAAGUAUAUUUUUCUGCACAGAUGAUAACACUAAAAUGAGUAAUGUUGAAGAGGCGCACCUAAGUAGGAGCGAUUUAAAUUUAAUCAACGAGUUAGAAACUUCCAUUUCCAAGGGGGAGAGGAGAGGCCCCCACGGGAAUGGUCCAGGAGGGGAGUUAGAUCAAUCAAGCGACCAAAUGGACGCAGACCAUCUCGAAAAUCACGCAGACGAUCACCACUUCGGGGACCAAGCGGAUGACCGCACCAGUGACAAACUAGGCGAAAGCAAAAAAACAGAUCAGGAACUAUUCCUAUUUAAAGACAUUUACGAAGAGCUAGAAAAACGCCCGAACGGUGAUAAGGACAGUAGUUAUUCAUAUGAUGAUAAUUUUUGCAAAGAAAAUAACGAUGCACGAUUUUUGGAUAAAUUAGAAUUCACCAGUAGUAACAACGAAUCAGACAACGCAGAAGGUCCGUCGGGCAAUUUAUUUCAUAUAGACAAGUCAUCCAUGGAAAUGUGGGAUAAAAUAAAUAGCAACGGUGCGGCAAGUUACGGGAAUGACGUAGGCUGCCUCAAUGAUGAUCCUUAUAGUGACUACGAUAAUGCAGACGGUGCCAAUUUUUCCAACGAAUUGGAUAUUACUCCCCAGAGGAGCGGGGCGUUUCUCCAUAGUGGGUAUAGCAUUGGUGAAGACCAGAAAGGAACUUCGCCAAAGGGAAAGGUUAAUCACAUGUAUCAUAGUAACAGCAGUGCGGGCUGCUCUGUCAGGAAGAGUCGAACUGGCGACUAUGGGGAGAAAUUCGAUAUGCAGGUGGAUAGCCCCUCCUCUUCCUUUUUUAAGGAGCAAAUGGGAAUAGGUGAAUCGGAAGGGGGCAGCAAAGACAUGGGUUAUUUCAAAAGGGGUGGUAACUCAUCAAGGGGGAACGAAGAAGAAGCAGUGGGUCUAUCAAAUGUUGACAUGCCAGAAGGAAUUAACUCACUUUAUAGUAAUAGAAGCCGAAAAGGUGUCGGAAAUUUUUCCUACGAAAGUAGAGACUCCCACGCGAGCACAGACGAUGUGUACUCUGGGAAGAGUACCAAACGGAGUGACACCUCUUUGGGCAACAACAAAUGUUAUGACAUCAGCAUGACCAGUAGCAACUUUAACCGAGAGGAAUCUUUACACUACUCCCACGAAUACAAUCUGUCCAUGGCGAGCAGCAGCUUAAGUUUAAGUAAACUAAAUGACAGUGAGAUAAAAAGUAAAAGAGUCGUUUUGCGAAGUAGUGACAAUGACAUAAACGCCGAUUCGUUGGGGGUGAAUUCGAACAGCAGCGUGAAGGGUUACCGCUCCAAUGGUGAAAACAAACCCAAAGGAGUCAACAGAACAGAUAGUUGCACCUUUUCCGCCAGGGAUAACCGAAUCGGGCGUACCGACAAUAAACCAGUUAGCAAAACAACCCCUACAAAAAAAGACAGUGACGCUCCUUCACAAAUUAGGAACAACAAUUUGAAAUUAAAAAGAAGCAGUAAGAAAAAGGAGGAGAAAACACCUGAAGAAAGCACCAACCUUGAGGGCUUUCAAAAAAGACGCACCGGUAGCGGCCAUAGCGCGAAAACAUCAAACAGUUUGGCUUCACCUAAAAAUAACAAUCGUGGGUAUGCUUCAAACGAAUUAAACAAAAGGGACGACUCUUAUCAUAGCAGCUCGGAUAGCAAUUCCAUUUUUGUCAACAAGAAAAGAACCAAUGGACGGGAAAAUGCCACUGCCACAUGCAACAGCAAUGACAGCACGGACAUUUGCGUCGACCUGAAUGAUGAAGAAUCGUGGGACGACACGGACAGGGCAAACGACAAAAAAGGAGACGCAAAGAAAAAAGGAAUUGUAGCGAUUAUAAAGGAUAGGUACAAGAAUGAGAAAAAGAAAAGGAAAGUCGAAGAGGAGGAAGGUGCUACGGGAAGAAGCCACCGCUCUAGCGAUAAAGGUGGUAGAAAAAAAGACGUAUCACUCAAUCAUGAGGAGAUUAACGAUCAAAGCAACAGUGACCAACUGAAUUUGCUGGGAAAGGAACUAAAUAACCAAAUAAACAAACUAGAAAGGGAACAAGAUAAAGUUAAGAAGUUAGAAUAUGAGCUCAUUGCGAAAAGUGCAGAAAUUGAACUUGAGAGAGAAGAAAUGAAAAACAAAAUGGAAGAGGAAAAAAAAAGGAUGAUAAAAAAUUUGGAAGAGGAAAAAAAAAAGUGGAACAAGGAAAAAAAAAGAAUAGAAAGUGAAGUAGACAAACAGAGGAGCAUCAUAAUGAGCAAAAGAAAACUAACCAACGAAAUGGCAAUGUUCAAAAAUCAAAUAAAAGAACUGGAAGAAAAGUUAACAACGGAAAAGAAGCAGCAUAAAAUAACUGUUGAGAAAUUGAGAAAACAGAUCGAAAAUUUAAAAAUUGAAAAUGAAAAACUCAAAACGGAGUUAAAAAUUUCAGACGAAUAUAGAAGUAAGUUAGAGAAUUACCAACAGAAAACCAUCAUGAAAUUGGCAACGAAUGUGGUUCAGGAGAAGAUAGUAAAAAAUACCGAUCCGAAAAGUUUGCCUCAUUUGUUGGAUUGCUCAGGAAGUUCCACCCCGGUGAAGAGCAAGCCAAAGGGGGGAAGUGUUAAAAUGGAAAGCGAAUCGGAUUCGUUAUAUCAACCCACCCUCAGCGAUGAUAAAACACUUCAUACAAAUGCACUACGUGAAGGUGACCCCUCUGUAGUGCCAUCGAAGGAGAUAAAAGGGAAAAAAAAAAUUACGCUUAACGAUUUAUUUGUGCACAAAAAUGAUGUGAAGUAUGGGCACACCUCCCCAAAGGAUGAUGCGUCUAUAGAUAAAAAUUUAGAAAAAAUGAAAUUCCUAAUAGAGAAAAAUAGAAAUGCCGAAAAGAGGGACAAGGUAUACAACGAGGAAGACAGCAUUAGUCAUACUACAAAUGAACAUAAUAAAAUAUUUAGGAAGUAUUUUUUUGACCACUCCAGCAAAAUAAAUGACAAAUUAUCUUACAAUAGUGGUUUCACAAACGAGGAGGAAGAAAAAGGGGACCCCCACGAGCAGAUCAGGGAGGCCUCCUUUCUGACCAACUACACCAAGCAGGAUAAGCAAAAUGGGAUAGAGGAAAAGGAACCCGAUAAGGGGAUCCCACUGGGAAGAGUCCAAGUUGAUACACCCAUGUGUAAUUCAUCAGAAAGUAAAUUAAACCGCAAUCUUUCCAACUCCAUUUUGUACAGGGUGACGAACGAGUUGGGAAUCCAUACAAAGGAUGAUAACCCAGCCAGGGCAUCAAAAAAUGGCACAAAUAGCAACAUCCCCACGACGAGUAACACACCGUUUAGGCGUUAUGGGGGGGAAGGAACAUCCUCAUUAAACACACCCACUGGUGAACUAAAAAGGAACAACACCACCAGACGAAAAAUCAACGACGAUAACAAAAGCAUUGACCACUUAAACCCUUUUGGCAAAAACUGGGACUUUAUAAUAAAUUUCAAUUUUGAUGAAUUAUUUAACAGCUGCGAAAAUGUGAUCGAAUCGAUAUUCUCCUCCACCAAGAAGAUGAAGUAUAGACAGGCCUUUGUCGAUGGGAAGGUGGAAACGUUAUUUGAAGACGGCUUACGAAUUAUUGAGAAAAACAGAAACAAGAAAAUUGUGGACCCCACGAAUUUAACAAUUUAUCUUUACCCCAGUAAGGAUUACCGUGCGCAGUUGCCAAAUUCGUACACGCUAUUCCGCUUUGUAAACAAAGGCAUAUACCAAGUGAACAUACCGAAUAAAUGCCAACUUAAUAAGUUUCCUAAUGGCCAGAUAGACUGCAAAUAUACCGAUGGCCACACGCAAAUUUUAUUUUGCGAUGGGCGAAGGAAGGAGAUUCUACCUAACAGGGAGGAAUACGCCAUCCUGCGCAACGGUACGAUCAAAAAGCUUAAUUAG